This is a messenger RNA of Spodoptera exigua (beet armyworm), 4155 nucleotides long. NCBI's taxonomy places the organism in Eukaryota, Metazoa, Arthropoda, Insecta, Lepidoptera, Noctuidae. The record is from the annotation of a GenBank genome assembly.
CGACAUGGUCAAAGUUAAAAACUUUGAGCAAUGAACGGAUUAGCGUUAAGAAUUAAUCGCGGUGGAGGUGGGAAAUGUAAGAAUUCAAUUGCAUUUUCACCUAUUCAGCUUCCACCCUCGUUAUUUGAAAAUGCAGCUGAAUCUACUGAAGAAAUCCAGGCAUUUAUUAAGUCAACAUGUUCAGACGAUCAAUUAGUAAUAAUAAAAAAUAUAAUAGAUGCGAGCAAGGAGGGAUUUGACAAUGUUGUAUUAAAGUUUUUAGUUGCAACCUUUUUCCAUGCCGAGGCAAAACAUCCAAUAAAAUGUUUUAUAUCAAGGCAUAUCAUUAAAAAUAACAAGUUACAGCAACCAUUCUCCGAGGAGUUGGCUUCUCAAGUGUUGUCUCAGAUAUCGGAGAAUCCAUCGAACUACAAGCAGUAUGUGGAUGUGGUUGGUAAGCUGAUGAUUAGCAUUGAAAACUUUCCUGCUGGCGUUGUGGCUCUGCGGAGUGUGGAAGUUACUCUUGCUGAGUAUUUGAAAUGUUGCUUGCGGUGCUGCACCACUACUCUCAGGGAACAGAACACAUUAUCCCCAACGGAAAAGAAUGAAAUAUUUAAUUUAUGUCAUCUGACAUUGCGAUUACUUCUACAUAUCAUUCAGAGGAGUACAAAUGAUAGUUUAGGUAAAUUGAUCCUAAUGUUCGACGACAUAAGGCUGAAUAUUCAUGACCUGAUGUAUGAUGAUGAUGUUCCCAUGGACACAAAGUCUUUGAGUGGGAUAUUGUACCUGACCAUGCAUGUUACGGAGAAGGGAACUGACAGUUGGAUACAGGUACUAAACUCAAGCAGUGCAAGCAACGAACUGAGCAAGCUGAUGCAACUAGAAGCGGGUCGGCUCAGCCUGUACUCCGCCGUGCCCACCGUGGUUCCGCCUGACCAGCUCCUCACGCGGACGUUGGAGGAUGGAGUCGCUAUCAUUGUACUUACUGACAGGAUACUCGAGAUUGGAGAGAGUUCUUCAGAGUCUGCCUUCAUCCUAGGUGUGACUCGUACGUUGCUGCAAGUCAGCAAGCUACUGUUGCAGCUACCCAACAGCCCUGAAAGUAAAGACAAACUUGACAAUGAGGACCAAUCCAAAACUGGCGACGAAAACGAAAGUGACGACAGAUGCGAUACAGGCGACAGACGCGAUAGUGGCGACAAACGCGACAAUGGAAACAAUAUGGUGGGACUUUCCUUGGUGGAGUCCUUACUUCGGUUCGCAUGGGGGCACUUAGAGCAUUACAUGGACAGCGUGAGGCAUCUCACUGCACAGAUGCUGGGCGUUGUUGUCAAGUACUGCGCUUAUAUGGAUGCAAGAGGCGACAGUGCAGCGCUGGAGAUGCUGUCGGUAGCGCUGAGAUGUUUGUCCCGGGGCCGCAAGAGUUACUACGUGUGCGCCGCCUGCCUCGCCACACACCUGCGCGCGCGCCUCCUGCUGACGCUGCUGCAGCCCGGGGAACUUGUCCAUGCGCUGAGGGACUCUGCGCUCAGGAACUCGGCAAGUGCAGCUGUAGAAGCGAUGCUAGACAAACUGUGUUCGGAGUGCGAUACUGCACAAAUAAGCACAGAGUUGGUGCAGCCGUGCCUGCAGGCCGCGCGGACCAGUACGGACGCGGGGGAGCUCGCCGUGCUCGAGAAGCUACUCGUGCGGGCCUGCACCAAGCGGGAACAGCUACUGCACGAUUUACUGUCGUACAUCAGAUCGGCCAGCUCGUCAGUGUCGGCGCAGGAACUGAAGUGUGUGCUCAUGUUGGUGCGGGUGGCGCGCCGACUCAGGGCUGAGGAGGGUGGCCGGCCCUCCCUCGCGGGGACCGACGCACCACUGUGGAGGGGACUCAUCAGCUACGACCUACUCAAGCGAGCUGCUGUAGACGCCGUUGAUGAGAAUCGCGUCCUGUGUAUGUGCGUGGUGUGUGAGUCCCCGCGCAGUACGGAGCCCCUGCAGGGGGCGGAGCUCCGCGUCGUGCUGCGCGCCCUAAGGUACAACUGCAACGUGCAGGCGCCCAACUUCAGACAGCUGCUACUCUCCAACAUCAACAAGUUCAUAAAACGUCUAGAUGAGAGCUACAAGGUACUAAGGCGACAGAUGCGAAUGGAAGGUGUACCGGAGAUGGUGGCUAGCUACCUGCAGUUCGCGGAGGAUUUGCGGCGCCAGUGUUUCGCCAGUCUUGUCCCGGGUGCGAACUACAGUCGCCGGUUUGUGGCGCUGCAAAUACUGGCCUGGUGCGAGCAGAUCACCUUGGAGGGAUAUCACAAGAGCUGGGAGCCGGAGUAUGUGGAGAAACUCCUGCUACAUUUGGAGGAUAGUUAUGAGAACAAUAAAGGCUUCGCCCUCGAGGUACUGGCCAGCUGUCCACCGGAUCUGCUCAGGAGAAAAGACUACUCUAUUAGUUUAGACUUAGAAGAUAUAAUCCGUCAAGCGUCGUCGUUGAAGCCGACAGACUGCGUGUCGGCUGCCUACAAACUGGAACUGUUGAGGACACGAUUGCCUGAGAGGAUAGUACAGGAUGAGCAAAAUGAGGAGGUAGUGUUACUGGGCUUGGUGCAGCGCUUAGCCCGAGAGUGCGGCGCGCAGUGCCGGGAGUGCUCGCGGAGCAUCCUGCGGGGCGCCGCCGCCGCGCCCAUGUUCGGCGUCUUGCACUGUCUCAGGGCCGUACUACACAAACUCGACCCACUGUCGAUAUCCGGGGAUGAGCGAUGGAGGGCCCUAAUAGCGCAGAUAAUAGACACGUGUAUGGAGGUGAACGCGGCCGUGGCGUGUGUCGUGAACAACUCCUCGCCUGAAGGACAUCUCCCCAUGGACAUGACGAUACAGAUCACGGACCAUGGAAACUCUGGUAACGUGACGCUGGAGGACGGUAGACAGGUGACGGCGCAGAUGGUGCUCCUAUGUGCCUGGCGGUCUGUUAAAGAGGUGUCGCUCCUACUAGGUGAGAUAUCAGGCCGGCUGACCAUCCGGGAGGAGUGCGAGGGCGGCGAGGAGGGCGAGGGCUCCCUGUCGGCGGCACAGCUGCGUGCCAUCGGCGAGCACUUCACGGCGCUACUCAGCGACACCCAGCACCGCGGGGCCUUCGAGCAGGCCUACGUCGGGUUCACCAUGCUACUCGACAGACUAUGGCGGUGUCGUAGCGCGGAAUUGCAUGGGCUGCCUCGCGCCUGGCUGCAGCGCCUCAUGCAGAUCAUCGCGGGGGCAACCACUGCACCCACGCGCAGGAGUGCGGGGAUACCCUUUAUUAUACAGGCUCUAGUGACGACUGAAGUAGCGGUGCAGGACAACGGGCUGUGCUUCCAGUAUGUGAUGUCGGAGCUGGUCCGCAUGGUGGGGGGCGGGGCAGACAGUGAGGCAGGCAGCGCGGGCCGCACGCACGCGCUGCACGUGGUGCGCGCGCUGGUGCGACACGCGGCGCUGGCGCAGCGCGGGGCGCCGCAUCUACAGGCCGCGCUCUGCGCCGCGCUGCGGGCCUUCGACGCGCGAUGCUGGCCCGAGCGCAACUCGUCGACUCUGUUACUUAGCGCACUGGUGCAGCGCGUGUUUGGAGUGCAGCGGACCACGAUGACCGGGAGGAUCUUCUUCCUGCGCUACCCAAAGGUCUACGACUUCAUGCUGGAGAAGCUGCAGGAGGUAUCUAUGGAAGCGGACAGCGCAGUGCUGCGUCCCUCCCUGUACCCCAUACUGCUACUGCUGGCUCGCCUCUACCCCUCCUCGCUCGAGGGCACCGUCUCCAAUCUCAAGCUGUCGGCGUUCAUCCCGCGAGUAUGCGCGUGCGCAGGCAGCGCCGUGCUGAAGACGCGCCACCUGGCCGCGCGGGCACUCGUGCCUCUCGUGUCUCCCGCGCUGUACAUCCCGCACAUAGAGUCGACUCUAGAGCUGGUGCAGCAGGAGCACACGAAGAUGAACUACGUGCACGGCCUACUGCUGCAGCUCGUGCAGCUGCUGCAGGCGGGGGGCGGCGCCCUGCAGCCGGGGGGCGGGGCCCCGCAGCCGGGGGGCGGGGCCCAGCAGGCCGGGGCCGGUCUCCUGCGGGGCUGGGAGUGGGCCCCGCGUCUGCGGCCCGUACUGUGGCGCCUGCGGGCCCCCUGCUACCUCGUGGCCGACGAGCUCGUCAAAAUUAUCAACUUACUCGUCAUGAGGUAA